GUCGACUCCUAACUCCUCCAGCAGCGGGGUUACUAACAAUCCACUACAAUGGCAAUGAGAUACUCAAUGGCGGAAAAAGGAAAACAACAGAUGAGUGCGGGACAAAACAACAAAGUUAAGAGAAUCAAGGCCCCCAGCAUUGAUACCUCAGCGCUAAUCAAAGACAAUGCCCUCACUCUGAUCGGACGGCUUACCAACCCGCAUGAACAGAAGAUGUGGGCCCUCAUCCCAGCCCUCCCGCGUAAAUGGAACCUGCAAGGUAGAGCAGUAGGCUCAGAUCUGGGAAACAAUCGCUUCCAGUUCAGGUUUGAAAGAGAAGAAGACAUAAGACGAGUCCUAAACAACAGACCCUACCACUUUGCUUACUGGAUGGUCAUACUCCAGAGGUGGGAACCGGUGAUAUCCAACUCCUUUCCAUCCAUGAUCCCUUUCUGGAUCAGAAUCAAAGGUCUCCCGCUCCACUAUUGGCAAGAUGACAUGGUCUGCAGGGUAGGCCAGGAAUUGGGAACCCUUGAGAACCAUGAACUGACAAAGACAACAGCCAGGGUGCAAGUGUCAGUUGAUGGACUGAAACCCCUGGUCAAGGAGCUGAUUAUCGAGUUCGAUUCAGGGGAAGAGACAUAUGUCACACUGGAGUAUGAGAGACUAGAGUACCACUGUUCACACUGCUUCUCGCUCUUGCACUCCAGAAGAAACUGCCCACAGAAACGUGAUGAAGAAAUCACCUGGAACCAAAUAUCCAAACAAGCAUCAGAGGAGAACCGCUAUGAGACAACAAUUUCUAGCGCUCAUCAAUUGGAGAAGAGAGAACAGGAAAAGAGCAAUGAGAAAGGAGAAACUGACCACUUUGUCUUCAAGGCAAGGGUUGAUAGACAUGGGAGGCCCUUUGGGGAUAGAGUAAGCACACGCCAGACGGGUGCUCCCCCACCAGCACCCACUACGAACACAAUGAAUCCAUCUAAGUCCAGCUGGGGCCAGAAGCCACUAGAUGAGGAGCCUGAACAGCAUUCUUCUCCCCAGUAUACUCACAGUAGACAGAUAAACUACAGAGAGGCAAGAAGAGGACGAGACCUUUUCUCUCAAAGGAGCCAAGGCCAAUGGAGGGCCAAGCAGCCCAUGGAACAGGGGGAGAAACCCACUCUCGAGGCCGAACAACAACAGCAAGUACCCCACAACACCAGAGCACCUGUCACAUUACAGACAAACGUAAAUGCGACGCAAAUUCCAUCAAUGGAGGAUGUAAUGGAGGACUUACACGAGGCGACUAGACUGUACUUAAGUUGUCCUGAUCCAGCAGAAGCAGUGGCUAGAAGGCAAAGAGUACUCCAGGGAGAUGCUUUGGGUCAAACAGAAGAAUGGGCAGCAGCUAUCAUUGAGGCGGAGACUCGCAAACAUGCCAUGAUCCCACACUUCUUGAGGGAUGAAAGUAACCCAAACACCCCUCCACCUAACCAGAACUUUCAUCUGAAUGAGGGUUUCUCCCGAGACCCCUCAACACCCCACAGCCCUCUGAUCAGGGGAGGACACAAUGGAGAAGGAGAAAAUACGGGAAUGAAUCCUCAUCACAGUGAAGUGGAAAUAACGCCAAGCAGGUCAACUGAAGGGCCUACAAAGCUGAAGUCGAUUGUUGUCAGUCCCUCUUUAGAGCCAGAGCAAGAAACCCGAGAUCAACAAGAGCCUGUGGAACAAUCACAAGAGGAGGAAACUCUUAAAGAAUUCCAAAACAAAGUUAGAAGAAGGGUACGAAGACCAGCUAAAGCAAGAAUGGCAGGAAGUAGCCCCAAUAUAUUGAGGGGAACUAGCUCAAGGAAACGAAAUAUCUCACAGAUCCAAAACUCACCAGCUAGAGGAGCAGGCCCUUCCAAGAAAGCCAACUCAGCAACUCAUAAGAAGGCAAACAAGGACAAAUCGGCUGGUAUAGGACCGUCAAACUUGGCGAAGAGUAGGAACACGAACCCACCUAUCAAUCUCAUCCCUGCAAGGACCAAGGGAAGCUCGGAUUUUCGGGCCUCUCGACACCCGGCUCCUUAGUCGUAGCUAGCUGGAAUUGUAAUGGGUUGGGGAAUCCCAUUACAAUCCAGCGCCUGAAGGAGAUACACAGACGUAACUCUCCUGACAUCUUCUUCCUCAUGGAAACUAAAAAACCCCACUGAUGUAGUUUUGGAGAAACUACAAUGGCUUCACCCAGACCAGUACUAUGUAGUGGCGCCCGAAUCACCAGGAAGUGGAGGUCUCUUCCUCACCUGGAAACCUGACAUAAACUUAACUGUGUUAAAGGCGUCGAAAAACUACUUAGACACUACAAUUGUUCAUAAAGGCAUCAGCUUUCAUGCUACAUUCGUAUAUGGGGAACCGGAUCAUACCAAACGAUGUGCAGUUUGGGAUGAACUAUCUACCCUACAGACCAAUCAGGGGGAACCAUGGUUCUUAACAGGCGACUUCAAUGAGAUUGUUGAUAAUAGCGAGAAGUGUGGAGGACCAGACAGAGCGGAGGGUACUUUUUGUGCCUUUAGAUCUUUCUUAUCUCACAAUGAUCUAUUCGACCUAAAACAUUCAGGCAGUUUCCUGUCAUGGAGGGGUCAGAGAUAUACACACCUGGUCCAAUGCAGACUUGAUAGAUCGAUCAGCAACAGUGAGUGGAUUGAACUCUUCCCCAGCUGCAGAAGCAACUAUCUGAAAUAUGAGGGUUCAGAUCAUCGACCACUCAUAUCCUACCUGGAUGCUACAAGGAGAAAAGGCAACAAACUGUUUAGGUACGACAGAAGACUCAAGGAAAAUGCUGACGUGAAACAACUAAUCAAUGAUGUGUGGCUGGGAGCACAUAACCUCCAAGUUGAGGAAAGACUUAAUUUAUGCAGAAGGGCAAUCUGCAGAUGGAGUAGAAACCACCAGGCGAAUAGUAGGAAGGCUCUCGAUCUGCUCAAACUGCAACUAGAGGAAGCAAUGUCGAACCCAAUAGCGGACGAGAUGUGGAUCCAUGACAUUAACAAAAAGCUUCUCCUAGCUUAUAAAUCUGAAGAAGAGUUCUGGAAACAGAGAAGUAGACAGCUGUGGUUAAUGCUUGGAGACUCAAAUUCUGGUUAUUUUCAUGCUGUUACUAAAGGGAGAAAAGCUAGAAAUAGAUUGACAGUUAUUGAAGAUGAAAAUGGCAUACCUGUCUAUGAAGAAAAGCAAAUAUCGGAGGUUAUUUGUAAGUUCUACUCCACCCUCUUCACAGCUAGCAAUAUGGAAGAGGAGAAUACAGUGGAUGAAGCUCUUCAACCCUGUGUCACACAAGAACAGAAUGAGAAACUCAUUGGCAUCCCUUCCUUCAGCGAAAUUAAAAAGGCUACCUUUGCUAUUCAUCCUGACAAGGCCCCGGGACCAGAUGGGUUCUCAGCUAGUUUUUUCCAGUCAAACUGGGAAACAGUAGGGGAUGCUGUGACAAGAGAAAUUCAACUGUUCUUCAUCACAGGGUACCUGCCAUCAUCGAUGAACAAAACUUUUGUCAGAUUGAUACCAAAGAUCCAAACAGCAUCCAAGGUGGAAGAGUAUCGCCCUAUAGCACUAUGCAACGUCUUUUUCAAGAUCAUCUCUAAUUUGCUUUCACUACGACUUAAACCAAUGCUAAGCUCGAUUAUUUCUGAACAUCAAUCAGCGUUUAUUCCGGCAAGGGCAAUCUCAGACAAUGUACUUAUCACCCACGAGGUUCUACAUUUCCUAAAGGCAUCGAAGGCUGAGAAGAGAUGUACUAUGACUGUAAAAACCGACAUGUCUAAAGCUUAUGACAGAAUAGAGUGGCACUUCAUAGCUAAGGUCCUAAAGCGACUCGGGUUUCAUGAUAUAUGGACAAACUGGAUUAUGCAAUGCGUUACUACGGUGACCUAUUCAUAUCUAGUAAAUGACACAAGCUAUGGAGAAGUGCGACCUUUUAGAGGAAUUCGACAGGGUGAAUUAAUGUCUCCUUACCUGUUCAUCCUGUGUGGGGAGGUCCUGUCAGGUCUCUGUAAAAAUGCAGCGAAGAAUGAGUAGCUAGAGGAUGCCCAAGAAUCAAUCAUCUGCUUUUUGCAGAUGAUAACAUGUUCUUCUGUCAUUCCUCGGUCAAGAAUUGCAACACUCUGGUGGAGAUCCUCUCUAAGUACGGGAAGGCGUCUGGACAACAGAUCAACAAGAGCAAAUCAUCGAUCACCUUCUCAUCCAAAACACCUUCCACAGUCAAAGAAGAAGCACAAUCAAUUCUCGGAAUAAGGAAGGAAGGUGGGGUGGGAAAAUAUUUGGGCUUACCUGAACACUUCGGGAGAAGGAAAAAAGACCUCUUUACAUCACUGGUGGAUAGGAUUCGUCAGACAGCUUUGAGUCUCUCCACUAGAUUCUUGUCCAAAGCAGGUAAACUCACAAUGCUGAAGUCUGUCCUCACAGCAACACCGACAUAUACCAUGUCCUGCUUCCUGCUCCCUGUAAGUUUGUGCAAAAGGAUACAAUCAGUUUUGACGAGAUUCUGGUGGGAUGGACCGCAAGGAAAAAAGAAGAUGUGCUGGGUAGCUUGGGAUAAGCUUACUCAACCAAAGAGCAGUGGAGGCUUAGGUUUCAGAGACAUACAAUUAUUCAAUCAAGCUCUACUUGCCAAGAUAGCUUGGAGAAUAAUGACUACCCCUAACUGUUUACUUGCACGAAUCCUAGUGGGGAAGUACUGCCAUAAACAAAGCUUCCUAAAAGUCUCAGCAUCUAGCUCUUGCUCUCAUGGCUGGAGGAGAAUCAUUGCGGGAAGAGACCUACUACUAGGCAAUUUGGAAAAGGCCAUAGGGAAUGGGAACACUACAAAUGUAUGGAGAGACUCGUGGAUUUCUCUCGACACUCAGAUAAAACCCUAUGGACCGGUUCCAGAAGAAGUACAAGAUAUAACGGUGGCUGACCUAUUAACCUCGGAUCUCGAAUGGAAUACAAAGCGAAUCGAAGAAGUGUUACCUGGUCUGGCCACACAAAUCCAAUGCCUUCAACCAAGUAAGCGAGGAGUGGAAGACACAGUCGUCUGGCUCCCCUACCCUCCGGAGUCUACUCGACGAGAUCAGGCUAUAACUCUGUAGCAGCGAGACCCUUGGGUCAAUCACCACAAACAAAUGCAGGAGAAUUUGACUGGGGAAAAGAUGUCUGGAAGAGCAUUUCCUCCCCUAAGAUGAAGAUGUUCUUGUGGUCCAUUAUACAAAAUGCGCUUCCCAUCGGUGAGAACCUUCAGAAACGAGGGAUGGGAUCAGAGGUAAAUUGCGUCAGAUGUAAAGAAAGAGAAACAAAAGCUCAUAUCUUUUUCACUUGCCCAUACGCCAAAAAGGUGUGGAGCUGCAUACCUCUAGCUAGAGCGGUUCACAUAGCCGCUGACGAAAGCUUCACGACCGUGAUCACAAAGUUCCGUGAAGCGAUCUGUCUUCCCCCGUCAGGUAUCACUGGUAACGUCCUCCCCUGGAUCUGUUGGGCGAUUUGGACAUCAAGGAAUGCUCUGGUUUUUGAGAAUAGAACCUUCACCCCUGAAGAAACAGCAACAAAGGGUCUAGCAUCAGCAAAGGAAUGGAACUUGGCUCAACAAAAACCCACAGCACUUACCUCACAUCAACAGCCUGAGACAGAGACGACAUCAGCCCCGACGAGCCACCAACUUCGAACGACGGUUACAUGUAACACAGAUGCGGCGUGGGAUAAAGACAGGAAGAAAGCUGGAUUAGCAUGGACUCUCUCUGGGUCCUCCCUUCCAAUCACGAUGAAAGGCACCCUUGUGAAGGAUUUCAUCGGAUCACCUCUUGUGGCGGAAGCCCUGGCGGUGAGAGAAGCUCUAUCAAAGGCAGUAGAACUCGAGAUCUCCGAUCUUAAAGUCUACACCGACUGCACAACGCUCCUUGGAGCAAUCAACGGUUUAUCGCAGAGAAAAGAGAUUAUUGGUAUCGUUUCCGACAUCAGAUCAAUCUCAACUGCUUUCGCCUCUAUCUCUUUUUUUCAUGUUCCAAGAUCGAAAAACAUUAUCUGCGAUCAGUUAGCUAAAGCGUCUCUCCAUUUGUCUGUAAUGAAUAUGGGCCAGGCCCAUUAAACCUUUUUCAGCAUUACUUAAUAUAAUUUCAGUGACAAAAAAAAAAAAAAAAAAGAACAACAUGAGAAGAAUAGAAAACCUUAACUGUCUUCAAGAACCUGCAAUUUCUUUCCAUCUUUUUCGAAUUGACUCACUGCCCUAAGUGAGACAUCUCCAUGGAUCUCCUCCGCAGCUUCCAUUCAUUUGCUCAGCCCUCUUCCCCUUGAAUAAGUUACCCAGUUUCAUGGGGGUGGGGCUCUCUUCUCUUUCAUCGUGUCUUCGUCUUCCGGUGCGUUUCCGUCCUCCUCCUGAUCCACCGACGUGUUGGUCUCCUCUUGUGCCGCUUGAAGCUCUCACCGCUUGAACUGCCGGAACCACCAGAUUCUCCCAACGCACUCACCAAUCUCAUGUUUUGUGUACUUUCCGACACACCCUUUAACCUGUUUCAUAAACAACUUUCUCAAAAUUCCAUAUUGGGAAUUCCCUUUUCCGACUCCGGCGUCUUUGACCAGGGGUGGUGUUGUUCCCUUUGUGACCUGUGACCACUGAUGGCCCAAGCUUUUUCUUUAAGGAUUUGUAUUCUGUAGUAUCCUGAUAUUUGACAUACGAUCUUGUAUUAAUUUUCUUAUUAUUUUGUUUCGAACAUGUAUAGUUAGAUAUUUAAAAACUGAUUUGUAAUUUUACCCCAUUUCUCUUAGCACUUUUGCAAAUACUUUUUAAAUUUUGCAUGGAUACCUAAUUAUUUUGUAUAUACACCCCAAAUGACUCAAUAAUAUAUAAUUUUCUCAAAAAAUCAACAAUUUUGAUUAGAAUUGCCGGUGCCACUAAUCUAAACCCCAAAAAAAUAAACUUUAGCCAAUACAAAUUUGACCAGCAAAUGAUUAAAAACUAACAUUAAAAUCGUACAAAACUUCUCUUCCUCGAAAUAAUUUUUUUGUCGUGUUAUUCAUCAUAGCAAAUCAGCAAGAAUAUAUAACCAGAAUAAAAUUAUUUAGAGCUGAAGUUUUCACAUUUUUUAUCAUAAAUAAAAGAGAAAUUGCACCGUACACACAAGACAUAUACGCUAAUUAGGUAAAUGCACUAUUUACAUUAUCGAGGAUGUCAGGAGGUGUUAGUUUUACAUUUCUAACCUUGCUCACUUCAUACUCACAUCAACCGGUUACCUACUGUUCUUGUAAUAUAAUUUACUUCUUUAAUUAUUUAUUUUUUAUUACCCAAUCCAACACGUUACCUUUUUUGUGUCAGGCACGUAGAUUUUUUCGGUUAUCGAAACUCGGUUAUUGGCUUCGUAGUUGUGCAUAUCAAAAGUCUCUCACUUCAUCCCCUUUUAUAUUAAGUUCUGUUGAUCCAUUGUUCUACUUCAAUUCAACCAUUUUAAAUUAGAUCCCAAUUUUAUACUUCAAUUCAAAAAUAAAUUCAGAUGGAUGGAAGCAAUGAACCUCCCUCUCCGCCCCCGUUUCCUCCUAGAAUGUUUGCGCUAGGCGAUGAACCUGUCGGCGUUACUCCUUACCACAAACCUACAUGCAUUCGGAAAAUUCUCAACGCCCUCGAACCAGAUGAAGCUCAGACUAUCAGGGAGACCCAGUUCGGAAAGCUUGUCGAAAUUGCAGACAAACCCUCGUUUUCUGGCCGGUUUGGUCGGUUCCUGUUAUCCCCACAAUUGAAGGUGGCGAAGAAGCACGAAUUUCGGUUUCUAUUUGCUGGCAAACCGGUUAGAUUCUCACAAUUGAAGGUGACGGACCGACAAUACAGGUGGAGAAGACAUGAUUCCAGUUACCGACAAUCGUGAGGCUGAAGAAAUCCGUGAGGGUGAUGGGACCGAUAAUACAGGUGGAGAAGACAUGGAAAGACAUCCUCGUUAGUUUCAGAAUCGUCCAAAUUUAUAUUUGGAUUUUGAAAUACUAAUAUUAGCAACAAUACACUCCACACUACCUACAUUGCUACGACUGUACUUAGCUUCUAUUCAGAAAGAUUGCAGACACCAUGUUUUGUUUGGACAGUCAAUGAUGUUUGUGUCCCUUUUUGUACUGAUUUAUCUAUAUAUAAUAACGAAUCCUUGUUCUCCCUUAUCAACUUCCUUUUUGUAGCGAUGACACUCCAUAGCUAACUUUAAAUAUACUCAUCCAGUAUUAUUCUUAGCCGGCUACAAACGAUUCAAAGAUGUUAACUUAAAUAAUUGGCCACAAUGACAAUGGAGCAAACUAAUAUUUUAGUUAACUAGACAGCUUCUGUAACUAGUAUUAAUAAAAUAUCACGAAACAAGAUUCUGUAACUACAAAGUCUACAAUCAAUACACAGAAACGGAGGAGUGGUAUUGGUUUUGUUAACUAGACAGCUUUUUAUGGUGAGAGUUUGCUUGUUGGCUUCCUUUUAUAGACAAACCCCGUUAGCAGUUGAGAGUUGACGCUACACCUGCAUAAAAAAGUGUUACACGGUCACUAAACGGUAUAGCUUACAAUACUUUAUUUAACGCGCUAACAUAUCUAACAAAUCUUCGACACCAAUAUUUGCUAACUAAUUUAAUAUUUUAACACAGGACCAGUGCAAAGUUUCCUUUAGUUUGUUAAUAACUUUUUUAGCAUAUGCAAUAAUCUUCCGAUAUACAUGCUAAAAAUUCUAGAAUAUCUAUUUAACAUUCUUUUUAGCGGUUAUUACUUUUUAAAGCUGGUUACCUUAGAUUUUUGUUUGCUAACCUAAACCCAAAAACAUGCUAACUUUUUGCUAAAUUUGCUUGAUUUACCCAAAGGUAAGCCGUUGCCGGACGGUCUAAUCGGUAUUCCACCGAAAACAUACCGGAGACAGGAAAACGCGACAGAGAGAAUUUGGCUUCCACAAUAGCUUGAUUCAGCACAGACGAAAUCAAAAACAACGCUUCAGAACAUCAAACCCAGAACCAAUCGAAUCAAACAAAUAAAAGCAAACGAAAGUCUCAAAUCCUUGCAUGCAAAUCAAAAGCUUGAAGAUGAUUGAACCCUAACAGAGAGGGCAGGAUGAAACAAAUCGAUCUAAGAUUUUGAUCCGAUUGAAACCU
Messenger RNA from Brassica rapa (field mustard), 9062 nucleotides. RefSeq lists its product as uncharacterized. The record is from RefSeq and is a predicted model, not a curated record. Lineage: Eukaryota; Viridiplantae; Streptophyta; Magnoliopsida; Brassicales; Brassicaceae.